AUGGCGACCGCGGAUCUCCGACCCCCUUUUCUUGGUUGGAGGCUGCCGCUACUGCUGACGGUGGUGGAGGCGGUGGUCACCGACGCCGUGCUGUCGCUGCCCAACGCCCGGCAGCGGGCGACGAACUCCUGGGCCGCCGUCCGCGACACCUUCUUCUCCACCAAGGAAGUGUUGGAGGGCCACCGCGUCGUCUUCACCGUCGGCACCUCCAUUGUCUCUGCCCUCAUGCCAUCUUCUCAAGUGGAAGAUGAUCCUGCUGCCAUCAAGUCUCUGUUUCUUGUCAGUUGUUAG
Molecule: messenger RNA, 291 nt
Organism: Triticum turgidum subsp. durum (durum wheat)
Lineage: Eukaryota; Viridiplantae; Streptophyta; Magnoliopsida; Poales; Poaceae
Source: the annotation of a GenBank genome assembly